This is a messenger RNA of Pseudophryne corroboree (corroboree frog), 2547 nucleotides long. Its product is annotated as protocadherin gamma-B2-like. Gene Ontology annotation, cellular component: plasma membrane. Gene Ontology annotation, molecular function: calcium ion binding. Gene Ontology annotation, biological process: homophilic cell-cell adhesion. The transcript is spliced from 3 exons. The record is from RefSeq and is a predicted model, not a curated record. Bases 1 to 2547 code for a protein of 848 amino acids. Lineage: Eukaryota; Metazoa; Chordata; Amphibia; Anura; Myobatrachidae.
AUGGUGAAACCGACAGAUGCACAAAAUGGUAUUUCAGAGUAUAUGGAUGCUGACAGAUGUGCACAAAUUAAUUAUACCAUUGUUGAGGAAAUGAGAAAAGGGUCAAUUGUUAGUAACUUAGCAAAGGAUUUGGGACUUAAUAUCCAGAAACUUUCUGAUAGACAAUUUCGUCUUGUUUCUCAUGUUUCAGAGAAAUAUUUUUCUGUGCAAGUAGACAAUGGAAAUCUGUAUAUAAAAGACAGAAUAGACAGAGAGACACUAUGUGCUGCAACUGAUCCCUGCUUUCUAACCUUUGAUGUGCUGGUAGAAAAACCUUUAAAUGUUUUCAAUGUCAAGGUUGAAAUACAGGAUAUAAAUGAUAAUGUUCCAAAAUUUUAUCUUGAAUUCAUCAAGUUAGAUAUUCUUGAGUGGACAUCACCAGGUGCACGUUUUGUUUUACAAUAUGCAAGAGACCCUGAUUUAGGUAAUAAUUCUAUCAUAUCAUAUGUACUUAGUGACAACCAAUAUUUUACAUUGGGUGAAAAAAUUAAUUCUGAUGGUAUGAAAUAUCCUGAAGUGAUCUUAGAAAAAUCUCUAGAUCGGGAAACCCAGAGUUAUUAUGAACUGAUCUUAGCAGCAUCAGAUGGCGGUAGUCCAAUGCUCACUGGUACUACGCAAGUGAAAAUUUCUGUCACUGAUGUCAAUGAUAAUUUUCCUAUAUUUACUCAAGAGGUAUAUAAAGUUACACUAAAUGAAAAUAUGCCACUCAACACAAUAGUUGUUAUAGUGAAAGCAAAUGAUAAUGAUGAAGGUUCAAAUGCUGAAAUCACAUAUUCUUUCAGUAACAUUCCUGAAGAUGCAUUGAAGGUUUUCGGAAUUGACUCAAAAAGUGGAGAAAUAAAAACUAAAGGAAUUGUGGAUUUUGAAAUAACAAAAACUUAUGAAAUGUCUGUUCAAGCACAGGAUGGAGGAGGCCUAGUGUCACAUGCCAAUGUGGUGGUCCAAAUAGUAGACAUUAAUGACAAUGCACCUGAAAUAACCCUCAAUUCUCUCUCUUCUCCAAUCUCUGAAAAUUCAUUACCAGGUACAGUGGUUGCUCUGAUUAAUAUCCAUGAUAAGGACUCAAAAGAAAAUAGUGAUGUUGUCUGUGAGAUUAAAGGUGCAUUACCAUUUAAACUAUUAUCAUCCUCUGGACAUUUUUUUAAAAUUGUAACAACAACAACUUUGGACAGGGAAGAAAUAUCAUACUACAAUAUUGUAAUAGUAGCCACCGAUAAAGGCUCUCCACAACUGUCCACAAUAAAAAACAUAAAUUUGACAAUAUCAGAUGUAAAUGAUAACCCACCAGUUUUUCAAAAAAGUAAUUAUGUUGCUUACAUUACUGAAAACAACUUGCCCGGAGGCUCCAUUUAUAGUGUGCAAGCUACAGACCCUGAUACAGAAGAACAUGGUAAAAUCACAUAUUCCAUUGUUAGCUCACAGGUGGAGAAAUUCCCUAUAUUUUCAUUCUUGUCCAUUAACCCAGUCACUGGAGUUCUCUAUGCACAACGAUCAUUUGACUAUGAAGACCAGAAAGAAUUUCAAAUCCAGAUAAUUGCAAAAGACAAUGGGUUACCAUCCCUGAGCACUAAUACAACCCUGAAAAUUCUUGUGGUAGAUAGGAAUGACAAUGCACCAAAAAUUCUCUAUCCUUCUCCAGAAAGUGAUGGCAUGUUUGAAAUUGUUCCUCUUGCCUCUGAACAAGGUUAUUUAGUAACAAAAGUGGUGGCAGUUGAUGCUGACUCUGGGCACAAUGGUUGGCUUUCUUACAAUUUUAUGCAAACAUCAGAACCCUCCUAUUUUACUAUAGGUCACAAUACUGGAGAAAUUAGAACAUCACAUAUCUUUCAAGAAAAGGAUAACUUUAGACACAGACUGGCAGUAUUAGUGAAGGACAAUGGUGAUCCCUCACUCUCAGCUACUGUUACAUUAAAUCUUGUUGCUGCUGAGGAUUUCCAACAUGUUGCUCCAGAACUCAAUAGUAAAUCAAUAAAUGUACAGUCACAAUCAAAUGUCCAGUUUUAUUUAGUUAUAGCCUUAGCACUGAUUUGUUUCUUUUUCAUGUUGACUGUAAUUUUAGCUGUUCUAUCUAAAUGCAGGAAAGAUGAACCUUCAACAAGCUUCACCUCAAUAAAUCAAAAUAUUUAUUCUCAGAUGGACCCUCAGUUAUUUUCUAGAUAUAGUACUGCAAGUUUGCCUUUUCCACUUUCAUAUGAUGUUUGUGUUGCUCUGGACUCAAACGAAAGUGACUUUAGUUUUCUGAAACCAAAUCCAAAUGUUGCUAUAGACAGUCUUCUUGAUGCUGAUAAUUCAGGAAUAGCAAAACAAAACAUUGAAGAACCUUCAAUAACCAACAGCCUACAGCAGUGUUGGACCAACAAAUAUAGACUAGGUGUAUUGGUUGAAGGAGAAUGUCUUAAAUACAUUUAUAACAGUAUUUAUAGAGAGGCCAAAGGACAAAGUUCUAGUAAACAUGGUGUGCAGUACUAUAUAGAGCACACCUUUAAAUAUAACAAAAGUAACACAUAA